Messenger RNA from Fusarium venenatum, 768 nucleotides. RefSeq lists its product as uncharacterized. Gene Ontology annotation, molecular function: hydrolase activity, acting on carbon-nitrogen (but not peptide) bonds. NCBI's taxonomy places the organism in Eukaryota, Fungi, Ascomycota, Sordariomycetes, Hypocreales, Nectriaceae. Gene Ontology annotation, biological process: carbohydrate metabolic process. The record is from RefSeq and is a predicted model, not a curated record.
AUGAAGUCUUUCCUUGUCACCGCUCUCAGCAGCCUCCUCCUUGUCGGCAAUGUCGCUGCCGCUGCUGUUGAGGACCCUAUCGAAAUCUUCAACCGUCAGGCUGCCGGACAAGUCAUUCGCCAAUGCUCCAAGCCCGGCGUUCUUGCCCUCGCCUACGAUGACGGCCCUGGUCAAUACACCAACCAACUGAUCGACAUCCUUGACCAGGCCGGCGCCAAGGGCACAUUCUUCUGGACCGGCAAGCUGUACGGCUGUGUGUACAACAACCAAGCCGCCGUCAAGAAGGCCUACAACUCUGGCCACCAAAUCGCCAGUCACACGUGGACCCACCCCCAGAACUUUGGCAGUCUGAGCACCGACCAGCUGAAGCAGGAGAUGCAAAAGUUUGAGCAGGCCAUGGUCAACAUCAUUGGCAAGAAGCCCGCCUACAUGCGUCCUCCUUACCUCGCCACUGGCGGCAACGUCCUUCCCACCAUGCAGCAGCUUGGCUAUAAGGUCAUCACCAACGACGUCGACUCUGGUGACUGGAACGGUCAGUCUGCUCAGCAGAGCCAGCAGAAGUUCCAGCAGGCUGGCGCCGGUGGCAACGGCCACAUCCCUCUCAUGCACGAGACCUAUGCCAGCACUGUCAACACAUUGACUCCUUGGUUGAUCAACUGGGCACGACAGAACAACCUGAAGAUCGUCACUGUUGCCGAGUGUCUUGGAAACGCUGCUGGUGCUUAUCAGUCUGGAACUUUCCAGGGUAACGGACAGAACUACUGUUAA